Molecule: messenger RNA, 2072 nt
Organism: Hippocampus comes (tiger tail seahorse)
Lineage: Eukaryota; Metazoa; Chordata; Actinopteri; Syngnathiformes; Syngnathidae
Gene: smim22
Product: leucine rich repeat containing 2
Exons: 10
Coding region: 659-1789 (376 amino acids)
Cellular component (GO): cytoplasm
Molecular function (GO): protein binding
Source: RefSeq, a predicted model, not a curated record
CGUUAUCUUCUAAGCGCUUCUCUCGCCUUUGCAAAAAAAAAAAAAAUGAUUGCCACAGGAUUCAACUCCACUACCUUAUACAGGUAGAGGUUCAGGGACCAGCUUUCGUUUAUCUAGAGCCGUUUCUCAUUCGACACGCAUGAAAAAGUGCUGGAAAGUUCUCUCCUUCGCGAACGAAAGUCAUCGUUCCCAGCGCUGCGGCGCGUUCAAGGUACAUCGGAAACAGCAGCAUCCCUAAAAAACAUCACCUUAACAAAAACUAACAAAAUAACGGCCUUAAAAAGUUUGGGUUGCACGUGUUUCAAUUGUGAAUGUAUUAUGUUGCGCGCUUGUUUUGGUGAAUGAGUUCAUCUUGAAAUCGCGUACAAAGCCACCCCGAAUACAAAAAGUGAUUUGGCGCCAUCUUGGAGCUUGAAAAAACAAGUCGAAGAAAUGUAUGGUCAAGUCGUUGUCUUCCUCUGUUCUUUUAUGUAGCUUGUGAUGUGCCAUUGUUCAUGUGUUAGCGCACGUUUUCAAACUGAGGAGGGUGUCAGGUGACAAUCACCGCCGCCGCUACAAAUAGCACGGUGACGUGCGCUCAGACACAAACACACACAGAGUGAGAUCGCAGGUCGAAGAGCAGCAAAACGUCAGAGUUACACUUUUGGGUCCUGGCAAGAUGAAGUGCGGGGCGGUCGCUCCGUGUGACGUGUCGUCGUUGCUCAGCGUUUGGGAAUCGCGAGUCAGGAAGCAUCGACAACAUCAGAAGAAAGAGCAGGAAAGAAAGGAGAGGAGCGCCCUCCACAAGAUCGAACAACAGUGGCACGAUCGCUUCUACUCCAGGAAGCCCAACACGCAACAACGCAACCUGCUCAACGGCCACCAGCACAGGUCCCCACAAAACACACAAUCAGGUGAGCCGCCUGCUGCUGAAGGUCCACCAGAGAACGUUUUGGUGGAUGCCGACACCGAUGCGUUGUCCUUCCGUCUGUCCGGUGAGCAUUGGAAGGAUUUCCCGAAGGAUCUGGAGUGGAAGACGUUUUUGCUGGAGUGGCACGUAAGCGGCACCAAAAUCCAGAAGCUUCCAGAUUUCUUGGCGUCCUUCAGCUUGCUGAGAGUUUUGGAGGUGGCCAAGAACAAACUGGACCAGCUGCCCCCCGACAUCGGAAAACUUGUCCAGUUGCGCCAACUCAACGUCAGCUACAACCGCCUGUCCUGCGUUCCCCCCCAGCUUGGGAUGUGCCACAAUCUGGAACGACUGGAACUGGCCGGAAACCGCGACCUCUCUGAGCUGCCUUUCGAGCUGAGCUCUCUGAAACGUCUGACACACCUGGACAUAGCGGAGAACGGCUUUGCAUCAAUACCCGUGUGCGCCCUCAGGAUGAGCGCUCUGCAGCUCCUCGACCUCAGCGACAACCGACUCAGCGACCUGCCGCAGGACAUGGACAGGCUGACGGAGCUGGCGACCUUGUUCGUGCACAACAACAAUCUUUCGUAUCUUCCUGACUGCCUCACCAACAUCGCCACGCUCAAACUGAUCGUCGUCAGCGGCGACCCGCUCGUUUGUGUACCCACGCAACUCUGCAGCAACCCGAACAUCAAGUUCAUUCGCCUGUACGACAGUCCGGCCAGUGGCAAGAAGGAAAAGAGGACGGAUGUGAUGAAAACGACAAGCCAAGGACAGGACGAAAAAGACGAGACAAAGGACGGCAGGGAGAAAGAAUUCAUGGACGUUUACGUCAGCACGCUCAAGGACAGAGAGAACAUGCCCUUCUCCACCACCAAGGUGACCAUUUCCUGUCUGCUGUGACCCCGCCCACUGGGAAGCGCCACCGCGAAUAUGCUCAUGCUAACCCGGAAUCUGAUUGGUGGUCAUCCAUCAUCCUGAAGACAUCACUGUGGUUUGAUCAUUUUUAUUCUUGGGAGUCAGAAUCUCUUCUUCAUUAAUUUCCUUUAUUUUGGAAACCAAAAGAUUUUUGGGGGGCGGGGUUUGUUCAGUAACUGGGAAAACUCAUUCCCGAAUGUGAUUUCCAAAGCUUGCUGCCGAAAAUGUCAUAUUUGGAAAUGAGGGCUGCUAGUAAAAAAAAAAAAAA